AUGAGCUGGCUCCACAAAUUUUAUUUUUUCAAGCUAAAAGAAGAAAUAAAUUAAAAGUUGAAUGAAAAUAAUUUAGGAUAAUAAUAGUAGAAUAUAAAUAUGAUUGGAGUUAUUUUAUUUGAUGAAUAGAUGGCUACUCUCAAAUUAAAGCUCAAAAAUUAACUUUUAGCCACAGGAAUCUUCUACGACUACUUGCAAAGCGAUUAUAUAAAUUUAAAUUAAAUCUAGAUAUAAUCUAUUAAUUUGCACAAAAACCUAUUAGAAUUAGAAAAAAUCAUAAUUGAUCUUUUCUAAAUUAAUCCACAAAAUAUAGAUCUACAAUAUUUAACUUCUAUUUUUGUUUAAGUGCUUGACAUACAAAAUAGAAAAGUAUCUGAUUUCAUAAAGCAAGCUCUUUCUAGAACCAAAUAAAAAAUUUCAAUAAAUAAGAAAAUUCAAGAGUAGUUUUUUGGAUUGCAUAAAGAUUUUUUUGAAGAAGAUUCUUGCAUGGUCUACUGCUCUCUGAUUGACAGUAGCUAUAAAAUAAAUAAAGUAUCUGCCAAAUUUUAAAGUAUAUUUAAAUUCAAUAAGGAUUAAGUAAUAGGAAAACCUUUAAGCUUAAUACUUCCAAAAAUUGUUAAAGAAUCACAUAGUGAAAUAGUAGACUUUUGUAUUAAAUAUAACUCAAAUAAAUUAUAAUCAUAAAGAGAGAGGUUUUCUUUUGGUUUAGAUGAGAAGGGUUUUGUUUUUCCGCUCACAAUAAGACUUAAAUUUGACAGUCAUGAUAACGACUUUGGUGCUUGUGCUCUUGUAUCAAAAAUAAAGCAAUAAAAACAGUAUAUUCUUUUCACAGAUGAUGGGACAAUCACAGACUUUUCAAAGAAAAUUUUUGUGGACUUAUUUCAAACAAAAAAAUAUAAUAAACAAGAUUUCUAAUUUAAAAUAGAUGAUAUCAUUCCACAGAUAAAUAAUAUCAUCCAAGGUGGUCUCUUCUAGACUUAAUUCUGCUGCCCAUUAAUAUUUUUAAAAACUAAUAACUAGAGUUUUGAACAAAGCACUAUAAAAAACGCUUUAAUUAACACACAUAUUCAGAGAUAAUAUAGCUUUAAAGAUAGUAUAUUUAUUAUCUAUUUUGUUGUAGGAAGAAUAAAAACUGAACUGAAAACAAAUAUCAAUUUUGUAGAAAUUUAUUAAUAUGAAAAAGAAGAUGAUGAGAAAAAGAAAAUUUAAAUUAUUAAUGAUUUAAACAAAAUCAGAACUUUUGAGAAAAAAUAGCUUGAAAAUUAAUUUUUAAAUUUUGAAGAUUUUGACAAAAAAAAAAUAUUUGAUAAAGAUUCUUAUUUUGAAGACGCUUAAGUGUAAAAUAUCUCAUUAUAAAAAAAUUUUCAGAGAAGAGAGAAGAAAGGAACAGUAAAAUUUUCUUUAAUAUAGUUACAAAAAUAAGAUAGUUACACAAUAGAUUUAUCUUCAACAAAACAUGCAUAAGAAAGUCAAAGGUUCAUUGACUAAAAUAGUUCUAGAAGCGACUUUCAAGAAAACUUUUAAAGUGUUUUUGCUAAUUUAUCUGAUCGUAAUCUUUGCUCACUAAAUAACUAUGAUAGCCCUAAAAAAUUAAAUAUUUAACAUAUUCAGCUUCAAAAAAACAAUAAUUCUUAAGUAAAUUCUGAAAAUGUUCUUGAAAAUACAUGUUUAACUGAUAAAAAUGAUAUAAUUUAAAAAUAAAUUUAAAGAAGAACUGAUUCAACUUAAAUUUAAAUUUAAACGUUUUUCAAUUAUUUUGAGGAUAAUACUUCCUUCAUGAACAGCAAUAAUAAUUAUCUAGGAAAUCAAUCAAGUAAAAAAUAAAUAAUUAAAGAGCAAAGUGAAGAUGAAAAUAUAAAAGAAGAUCAGAUAAAUGAAAUAGCGAGUGUAAAUUCUAGUAAGUAUAGCUCAGAUGAGCUUGUGAAACGUUAAAUAAUAAAAAGAAUAACAAAUAAUAAAAUAAAUGGAGGAUAAAGAAUCAUGAUUUUUUUAGGUAUUGCUUCUUUUCUAAUAUUAACUUUUAUAACAAUGCUAAUGCAUUACAUAAAUAUUCAAAGCUUAUAAAACUAUUAAAACUCUUUUUCAAAGAUUGAUGAAGCACAAAAUUUAUAUACUGAUGUUAUCUAAAUUCUCAGUCUAUCCAAUUAUAAAAGUGUUUUAUCAUCUAAAAAAUACCAUUUUGGCUCUAAGAAAGAUAUUAAAAAAGAGAAGAAUAGCAUUAAAGAAUAUGAGUACAACAAUGUCCGAGAAGAUUAUAGAAAAAAUUUCAAAAAUUUAAUUUUGAAAAUAAAUUCAAAGGAGAUUUAUCAUAGAUUAUUCAAUGAUUAAUUUAAUAUAACAAAAUAUUCUGUUUAAUUUCCUGAUGAGGACUUGAGUAAUACUGUGAUGAUAUAGAACCUAGAAUACACAGUAACAGAAUAUUUUUAUGCCAUAGUUUAAUAUAUCAUUGAAUAUACACCUACCGAAGAAAAUUUUAUAUGGGAGAACUUGAAUCUAUUCAGAGAAAAAAUGACAAAUUUGCAAAGAGCUGUUGAAAAUGUGAUCUAAAUACAAUUUGACAACAUGGAAAAUAUCCAGAAAUUAAUUUUGAUUAUUUUUUCUGCAACGAAUUUUAUUCUAGGAUUGAUAAUUAUCAUUUUGAGUUUAGUUAUUAAUAAAUCUAAAGAAAAUAUACUAAAACUUACUGGCUCGUUCUAACCUAAAUGCCUAGAAAAACAAGUCUAAAUUAUUGAGCUAAGUCUGUUAAAGUUGGAAGCCAUUUAGAAUUCAAAAGAUUAUGAAAAUUUUAAUUAUUAUUAAAUGGCCUAAGAUACACAAAAAAAUCAACAUAAAAAGAUUUAAUUGAGAAAUAUUAUUGAGUAAAUAGAAGAAAUAAAUUAAGUGUAAGAAUAGCUAUCAAAUAAAUCUUAAUCUAAUAUUAUUUAGUAACAAGUUUAAAGUAAAUUCAUAAUUAGGCUUCCUAAUAAAAGAAACAGAUCCAUAGCAUCAUUUAAUUCUCUUUAAAAAAUAAAUUGGUUAAUUGUUCUUACUAGCGUUUUAGCGUUUGUAAUCCUCUUAAUUUAGCCAGUUUUAAAUAUUAUAAUUUCUUAGCCUUAUCUUAAAGAAGCUAAUACUAUGGUGAAAGAAAGAAUUUUCCUUAUUGAUAUUAAUGGGUAAAUGAUUGAAAAUCUUUCAGCUCACUACUCAAAUAUGUACAUGUUUACUGUAGACGAUUUCAAUCCAUCGGAUAGUUAUUACUAUUAAUAUUUGGUUAAUAUUACAGAUUAAAAUUAAAACAAAGUAGAAAAAUUAUCUGACUUUUAAAAUUCUAUAGACAUAAAAAGAAAUAUUAUGAAUGGUGACAUCUGUUAAGUAAGGAAAGCAUACCCUAACUUUUUCAACUCAAAUGUUACAGAUGAAUUUUGCAGUACUCUAUUUAAUGGAAUUCUUUAAAGAGGUUUGAUUAUUUCAUUUAAAACCGUCUUUGAAACUUUGAAUAUGUUAGUGGAUAUCUAUGACUCUCCUGAAGAUAAUUUCGAUGAUUCCUUUUACAAUUUUUUAGAAAACACAUUUAAACUCAGUUUAGUAUCUUAUAUUAUUACUAAUUAACCAUAAUUUUGA
Messenger RNA from Tetrahymena thermophila SB210, 3600 nucleotides. RefSeq names its product transmembrane protein, putative. Lineage: Eukaryota; Ciliophora; Oligohymenophorea; Hymenostomatida; Tetrahymenidae. The transcript has 5 exons. The record is from RefSeq and is a predicted model, not a curated record.